GGCCGACAGGGGAGGAAUUUAAAGCCCCAUUGUUCUGGAAGAGCAGAGGCAGAAGGAGCAGACACACUCCGGACGACAUGGACGUGAGCUCAGCCAUGGAGAAGAUGUCUAUGAAGCAGAGUACAGCAGGGGCAGCCGUUUGCCAUGUAUGUGAGGCGAGCUGCUCUGGAUACCAGCCACAUUCCUGGAGAAAAGCUUGUAUCAGCUGUGGCUGUAGCGCGGUGGACCAUGCUCCGGGGAGUGACCUUGAAGAUGACCAGCGAAUGGGACGCCUGCUCUCAGACUCCCCGUGCUCCCACCUGACAGUGAAAGUCAAAGGAGGCGGUGGCCUUCGCAUAUACAAGAGGAACCGCAUGAUCGUGACCAAUCCAGUGGUGUCGCGUAAAGACCCGACCUUCAACACCACGACGUACGACUGGGCGCCGGCCGGACUCCACCAAACACUGGCCAUGCAGUACAUGGAGCUCAUCCCGGAGAGUCUUCGUCCCGUCUUGGGGACAGACGGAGCGUUGGAGCGGCACAGGCAGCUCCUCGGUCAGCUCCCUGCCUACGAUCAGGACCCCAUGAAGUGUCAGAGCCUCGCCACCGAAGAGGAGAUUUCCGCCAUGCUGCUGUUUGUGCAGAGCUACAAGCAGGAGGUGCUGGGAGUCGGCGAGGUGGCUUUACCUGGCGAGGGUGGAGCUCUGAGGGAAGCGUCCAAUCAGAGGAUGGCAAAGGAGGCCAAGGACCGAAGCAACAGCGACAAGAAGGAUGCUCUGAAGCACCAGGACCACGGCUCAACCAACAACAACAACAUCUCAGAUGACGGCUCCACUAACGGAACAGAUUGCAGCAAGAAGACUGGAUAUCAGUGCACAGGUUGCCACGGUGACGUUACCAUGGAGAGUCCGGCUGUUUACGCUGAGCGAGCUGGUUAUCAUGAUGCCCUGUGGCACCCCACCUGCUUUGUGUGUGCAGAGUGUGACCAGGGGUUGGCAGACCUGGUGUACUUCUGGUCCAAUCAGAAGCUGCUCUGCGGACGACACUACUGUGAGACGGUGUGGCCGCGGUGCUCAGGCUGUGAUGAGUUGAUCUUCUGUCAGUCUUUUCACACGGGGAAAGAUGGAAGAACUUGGCAUCAUCAGCAUUACUGCUGCUGGAAGUGCGGACAAAACCUGGAUACACCCUGUCAGCACUGAGACACAGUGUUGACUCAAUAUGGUGAUUUAAAAGACUUAGCACUGCUCAAAAACAGAAUUAUAGGGUAAAAAAAGACAGAAAAAAACAAAACUGUAAAUCUGAUAUCGACUGUGGUGGUUUGCCUGUUAUAUACAAAUACAUGAAAUGAGUAACAAAAUAGUACAGAAUUAGUAGCACUUAAAGUCAUUACAUUUUAUUUUCAUUUGACAAGUAUUUAAAAUACUCCAGAUGAUGUAUCAAUGUUUAACAUACUUAAGAUGUCUAGCUGACGUUUAAGCACUCUCAGUCGAGCCUACUGCUUUAAGUACUUAAGGGAAUGUUUAGUUGACACAGAAGUGUUUAAAGUACUUACUGGUGGAUUUAUUAUAGCACUUCAAGAACUGACAGUGACUGGAGCCAGAUGGUUUUAGAUAAAAACAGAAGCAGAAUCAGAUUUGUGUGUCAUUUUAGGAAUGAUCCAAUUAUUUGACUUAAAACAUAGGGAACUGGACAUGCAGAAGGCAGAAUUCAAAACUAAAAGUCAUACAGCAUCUAACCUAAUAUAAUAAAUACAUUUGCUUAGUCUUUAUCCUUCAAAAACGUUUUUAAAGCAAAAUGCCAUUUUUUUAGAAACAAGGAAAAUAUUUUAGCUAGUAGUGUUACUAGGUAAAUAUGUUGCAUAUAGAAAAAACACUGUUGAAUACAAUGUACAAUAAAAA
Messenger RNA from Notothenia coriiceps (black rockcod), 1877 nucleotides. It is a transcript of the gene lmcd1, whose product is annotated as LIM and cysteine-rich domains 1. The record is from RefSeq and is a predicted model, not a curated record. The transcript is spliced from 7 exons. Gene Ontology annotation, molecular function: zinc ion binding. NCBI's taxonomy places the organism in Eukaryota, Metazoa, Chordata, Actinopteri, Perciformes, Nototheniidae. The coding region runs from base 78 to 1178 and encodes 366 amino acids.